Molecule: messenger RNA, 1581 nt
Organism: Oncorhynchus kisutch (coho salmon)
Lineage: Eukaryota; Metazoa; Chordata; Actinopteri; Salmoniformes; Salmonidae
Product: V-set and immunoglobulin domain-containing protein 1-like
Exons: 2
Coding region: 29-454 (141 amino acids)
Biological process (GO): adaptive immune response
Cellular component (GO): membrane
Molecular function (GO): signaling receptor activity
Source: RefSeq, a predicted model, not a curated record
AGAAGUAACCAGGGCUUAAGUGAUAGAGAUGUUCCUGCACUGGUGUCUGCUGUCGAUCGGUUUCUCUCUCAGCACAUCAACCACAGCAACAGAAGCCAUUCUCUGGGUGAAGACAGGGGGGAAGUUUACCAUAAAGUGCUCCACCACUCUAAAAGACCAGGAAGGAAUGUACCUGUAUGUUGGGCUGGACAGGGACAGGGAGGUGUUGUAUUACCACCAGCGUGACUCCAAGCUGUCCCCCAGGAAAGGCUACUGGGACAGAGUGAAGACUGAGGGACCUGUGGACCAACUGACCAUCACCGUCAGUAACCUGACCAUAGAGGACACAGGAGUCUACUGGUGUGUUUACACAAAUGUCAACAAAUCCACGUUCAAUAAUUUGAUCAUCCAAGGCAAAGGCUCCACUCUGGUGGUGGUGAAUGGCUCAGACAGUGUAGUAGUGUGGGCACAAUAGCAUCUCAUUCGUGUGCAAGAUCUUGAGAAUCAACUGUACAUGUGAUGGAAGAAUGCACUGUGCAUGCAGUGGGUUGCAAUUCCAUUGAAUUGGGGAUAGUUUAAGCAAAAUAUUCCACAAGACCUAGGAUUGCCUUAUGUAUAUUCCACAAAAAAAGUUCACUGUUAUAACCUAACUUGUUUUGAUGAAUUUAAGCUAAAUAUCCCAAAUUCCCGGGCUUAACUUCCCAUGGAAAAUUUUCCGGAAAGUUUCCAACCCUUUGCAACCCUACUGGUCACUUUAAUAAUGGAACACAGGUCACUUUAAUAAUGGAACACAGGCCACUUUAAUAAUGGAACACAGGUCACUUUAAUAUUUACAUACUAUUUUACCCAUUUCAUAUGUAUAUACUGUAUUAUAGUCCAUCUUAUUCAACUAUUGUUGUACAUAUACUAUUCUAUCCACAGAUUCUUCAGAUAUACUAUUCUAUCCACAUACUGUCCAUAAUGUUUAUACAUCCCACAUUGCUCGUCUUAAUAUUUAAACAUUUCUUAAUUCCAUUCUUUUACUUUUAGAUUGGUGUGAAUUGUUAUUUCUCAUUAGAUUUUACUGCCCUGUUGGAGCUAGGAACACAAGCAUUUCACGACACAUGUAAUAACGUCUGCUAAACAUGUGUAUGUGACCAAUAAAAUGUAAAACAGUAGUGGUUGUGUCACACCCUGGCCGAGAGGGGUUCAAUUCAAUUCAGAGGCGUCAAUAGCUCAAUACAAACUAUUUAAAAUAGGCUACUAAAAUCAUCCACAUCCAGAUUAAAAGGAAAAUGCAGUUAGCAGAAUUAAAGGCUGACUUUAUGACCAUGUGGAAUACCUGGGAGACGGAGGUAAGGCUGUUUGUAUGGCUGGCUGAAUUUAGGGAGAGCAGAGAUCUGUAUUUAAUGACUAGAAGCUCAUGUCUCCACCCUAACAAUGGGAGUAGUUGGCAGGAAGGCAGGCGACAAAAUAACCCCAUAGAAACGCAUUGGGCUUAUUUUGGCAAGAUUUUGGCAAGAGGGGAACCUCUCGCUUCGCCUGUUCCUCUCUGUGGAGACCACAGGAGGUUGUCGAGGGGUAGUAAUGGCUGGAACGAAGGUAACUACUGUUUAACUUGAC